This is a messenger RNA of Plasmodium gonderi, 438 nucleotides long. RefSeq lists its product as hypothetical. The record is from RefSeq and is a predicted model, not a curated record. Bases 1 to 438 code for a protein of 145 amino acids. NCBI's taxonomy places the organism in Eukaryota, Apicomplexa, Aconoidasida, Haemosporida, Plasmodiidae. The transcript has a single exon.
AUGAUGAACAAGUACAUUUUAUAUGGCCUCAGUGGGUCCUUGAGCGGAUGGGUGUUAAGAGAUCUAGUAAUUUGUUUUUCAAAUACUCUGAACCUGUCAAACGGAUUACUGUUAAAUAAAUUUGUUUGCAGUAAAGAUGAUUUUUUAAAAAGCAUUUUUAAUGAACUGAAGUAUUGUUUCGAUUCCUUGGAAUUAAAAAAUGGAUUUAAUAAUUACCAUAUUUAUUCAAAAGAAAAUGACUAUUUUGUAGAGACCUUAUAUAUUGAAAAGUGGAAUAAUAUAAAACAUAUGAAUGACUAUAUUUAUAGUGAGGAAAAUAAAAAAAAAUUACAUUACUUAAAAAAAAUGAAUAUAUUUUUCUCCCCUUCAUUAUUUGUUUUGCUAAAACAAUAUCCAGGGAAUGACACACCUACAUAUUUAAAGAGCUACUUGUUGUAA